Molecule: messenger RNA, 2114 nt
Organism: Orbicella faveolata
Lineage: Eukaryota; Metazoa; Cnidaria; Anthozoa; Scleractinia; Merulinidae
Product: S-adenosylmethionine-dependent nucleotide dehydratase RSAD2-like
Biological process (GO): defense response to virus
Cellular component (GO): lipid droplet; endoplasmic reticulum membrane
Molecular function (GO): catalytic activity; 4 iron, 4 sulfur cluster binding
Source: RefSeq, a predicted model, not a curated record
UUCUGAUUAGCCUUUGGAUGACGCGUGUUAUAAAGGAUAAACAUGAUCAAUUUCGUAUUGUUCUUAUGGAAAUAUUUUUCUUUGCUUUGUAUUGUUCAGCUGUUUACUUUCUUGGUUUUUGCAUGUAGUUGGCUCGCCCUGGGCUGUUUUCCGUUUGUAACUGAAUUAAGGCUAGUUUUCAAUUGUGCAUUAGCAUAAGCAACACACUCAGAUUUUACUUUUAAUUAUGCGACAAUUAAAACAAGCGGGUUGAACCUGUUGGUUAAGCUUGCGUAUGACUAUAUUUAGUUUGUUUUAAAAGAAAUCUUAGUUUGUAUUGUUGAAGAACAUCGAAGCAUAUGUCCUGAGCUAGCAAUUUGCUUUGUUGUCUUGCUUGUUGCAUGCACGGAACAUGCGCGGGAUAUCAUUAUAUGCAAGGAACAUAUUAUUAUGUUCAGCCCCAGCCGGACCCUCGACGUAGGAGAUUUUUCUCGAGAAGAGCGGGCAGCUGCAACAGACUAGCUAUCGGAGAAUAUCCCCGGUUUAAAGUAGCCUUAAAGUAUGUCAUUUACCAUUUUUAUUCUAUUGUCAGUCACUGGCUUUACAGUGACAGUACUUUUCCUCUUCAAGAAGUGGAUUUUUGUAAACAGAAAACUCCAAAAAGAGAAACCUUCCGAUCCUAAAGAAACACAAGCAAGUUGGAACAAAAAGUCGGUCAGAAGACGAUCUCGGAUUGUUUCACGAGUAGACCAGCCGCUGCACGCAGGCAACAAUGAUAAAUUGUCUUGCUCGACAGUUCCUCGAAGCGUUAACUAUCACUUCACAAGACAGUGUAACUACAAAUGUGGUUUCUGCUUCCAUACUGCCAAGACUUCAUUUGUUCUGCCUCUAGAGAAAGCUAAACAAGGAUUAAAGAUGCUUAAGGAUGCAGGUUUGGAGAAAAUCAAUUUCUCUGGUGGAGAACCCUUGAUCCACAAACGUGGCGAGUUUGUGGGAGAGCUGACACGCUACUGUAAGAGAGAUCUGGGACUAGACUCUGUCACGAUUGUGUGUAAUGGAAGCUUGGUUACGGAACAGUGGUUUAAAAAAUACGGUGAAUUUCUGGACAUAAUGGCCGUGUCGUGCGACAGUUUCAACGAAGAGAAAAAUCGUCAAAUUGGACGCCAUCAGUCUGGGAAGGGCAACCUGAAGUGUCUACGGAACGUACGGGAUUGGUGCAGGAAAUAUCACGUGGCUUUCAAAAUUAACACUGUAGUUAACGUUUACAAUGUUGAUGAAGACAUGAAUGAGAACAUUCAAGAACUCGCUCCAGUUCGAUGGAAGGUAUUCCAGUGUCUUCUGAUUGAGGGAGAGAACUCUGGCUCAGACGCCUUACGAGACGCAGAAAAGUUUGUGAUUUCUGAUGAUGCCUUCAAUAUGUUUGUCGAAAGGCAUUCCAAGUUGUCAUGCCUAGUUCCGGAAUCAAAUGCAAAGAUGCAGAAUUCUUAUCUUAUUCUGGACGAAUACAUGCGUUUUCUGGACUGCAGAUCUGGAGCUAAAGUUCCAUCAAAAUCCUUGUUGGAUGUGGGAGUUAAGAAUGCUAUUGAUGCCAGUGGCUUUGACGAGCAGAUGUUCUUUAAACGAGGCGGUAAAUACACAUGGAGCAAGGCUGAAAUGAAUCUAGAGUGGUAGACUAAUCAUGCCAUAAGCCAGUUAUUAACCGGGCUGAAUAUUUACAUUGGCAGUUGUAAGGUAGCUCGUAGACAGAGGAGUAUAUUAGAAAGAUAGAAAACACUUUUUCUCUUCAAAUUAAGGAUAGCAGAAAUGAUAAUAAAUAAUAAUUUCCUGUAAAGACUGUUUUCUCCGUAACAACUAGUUACUGAUUCUGUUGGUUUACCUUUUCUUUUGUGACACGUUUAACUUGUUCUUUACUGUAUAUAACAUUAUGUGAUUGUCGAAAUGUAGUAAGCCGGGUCCCCCAGGGCCGUAGCUAAUAAGAGACAGACCGAGACACUUGCCUCAGUCAUUGUUUUUCGUUUUUGUUGUUUAUAGUCAACAGAAACACACUAAAUAUCUAGGAAGAGAACUGAACCAUGGACAUUACCUCAGUCAUAGGGUGCUUUCCAUUACGCCAGAUUGACCGGUUAAAGACCAGC